UCUAACUUCUUGCCUCUGCCCUUGCAGCACUUCGAGGCCGUGGACAAGACGGUUAUCGAAGGCCAUGUCAUCCCCAACCACGUGCUUUUCACCGCGCCCACUCCCAACGAGAAACCGUAUGCCACCGUGGCCUUCAACAACGAGAACAUGCAGGUCACCAUCGCCUUUAACACCGACCACAAGAAACGAAAGACCAUUGUCAAGAGUAACACCGUAAUAGGCGACGAGAAGCACGCCUCGGGCGUGGUGAUGGCCGAGGUGGUCAAGGCCAACAUCCCUGUGCGGAACGGCGUGGUGCACCUGAUCGACCGGCCCCUCAUGGUCAUCGACUCCACCGUGCAGGAGUUUGUGGAGUCUUUCAAGUCUUCUCCAUCGCUCUCUUCUCUACAGGAUCGAGAGGAUGGGCCACUCUACGAGUUCUGUAAGGUGCUGACCAACAAGGUGGACUCGGGCUUCCUGCGCGGUCUAGGCGAAAUGAAGAACUUUACGCUGUUCGCGCCCUCCAACGAGGCAUGGCGCAACCCGGCUGCGCUCGCCGCCCUCAACAACGCUACCCUCUUGAACGAGGUGAUCCGACUGCACAUCGUGGACCAGCGACUUCCCCUCGAGCACAUCAAGUCCAAGAGCCACAGCCUGCACCACCAGCUCUUCCAGGUGCGCUCCAUGUCGGAGCCAAAGAACUUGUACUUCAAUGUAAUGGUGACUGGUAGCAACCACACACUCACGGUUGAGGGCGGUGGAGUGAAUGCUACUGUCAUCCAACCAGACAUCGCGGCUACAAACGGCAUUAUUCACAUCAUUGACAGAGUGCUUGGGAUUGCAAGCCAUACAGUCCAAGAGAAAUUGGCUACUGAUCCAUCCAUGUCAAAAAGUUUCCAUUUAGGGCAAACUGAAUUCAACGGUCGUUUGAAAGACAACAACACCCGCUUUACUUAUUUCGUCCCAAGGGAUGCUGCCUGGCAUGCAGCUGAAUUGCGUUACCCCUCUACUAUCAAGAAACUGUUCAUGCCAAAAUUCAAGUACCAUGCUCAUCAGAUCCUUGAACGUCAUCUGGUUGUUGCUAACACUGCAUACACCAUGUUGGAUAUCAAGAGAAUGACCCACAAUGGACCAGUUGUUCUUCAUACCGUUCGGGACAAACUUGAGUUGCAGCUGCAGGAAAAGGCUAAUGGUGCCACAAAUGGAACUGGUUAUUACCUGAAAUGGCAAAACGAAGAAAUUCUUGUACAUCGUGCCGAUGUAGAAUGUACGAAUGGAAUCAUUCAUGUUCUGGAUGGAGUUUUCUUGAAAGACAGUGAUGUCCGUGUUACAGCUGGUGUAUCAGGAAUGAUGUACACAACUUAUUCGCAUCUGUUUGUAAUAGUUUUGGCUCCUUGGCUUUCUAAGUGGCUUUUGGGAUAGAGCACCAAAAGCCAUCCUCCCAGACUGAGCUUACUAGUCAAUCAUCCCCUUUGUUGAAGGGCCAGAAAAACAGAUAACUCUCUUGAGUCAACAGUUUUUGUUGGGUAUGAUACACAUUUUAAAUUAGUCGUGCCUGUCAUUUUGUUCCCAGCUGUUGCAAAUUUAUUUUUGUUCAAAUUAAGGUUUUGGAGUAAAAAGUGUCUAGGUGUGAGUUAUUGAUUUUCUUUGUAUUAUUUACUUUGUUAGAAAUUAGUGUUUUGCUCCUUUUUGUGCAUAUUUUAAUUUCUUUUUAAUGGCAGGCUGAACCUUUCCAUUAAGCAGCUCACUAAAACAUCUCUAGAAAUUUCUAGUAGCCUGUUUUUGAACUGUGUAGGACUUUUGAGUACAAAGUUCCCUUAGGUACUUUUAUUUAUUGCCAAAGCAAUCACUUCACCUGAAUAAUGAAUCAAGCUAAGGUAUAAUUUAUGGUGCAUCUCAAACGCUUUGUGUCAAGUUAUUUUUGCCUUUGUAGCUAUUCAGAAUAGCAGAUUCUCAAUGUCAGUCUAUUUAAUGUACUAUUUUACCGAAGAUCUGUCUUGGAAGAGGACCACUGUCAAAAAGACAACUUAACACAUUGAGUGUGGCAAAAUUUUUGCAUCUUUGUUCAUUAAAUAUAGGGUACAACCCCUUAUGGUUGCAUGUUCCUCGACGUGUUUAUUAGACAGAAAUGCGUGCACACUUUCAAAACUUUUGUUCUUUGAAAAGUGAAAAAAGGCAUUGCAACACUCUUCUGCAAUGCAGACAAUACAGAUGGAGUAAGCACUACUUGCUGGUAACUAAUACUGGUUUGCAACUGUGCCCGUGGGUGACCAGUUACCACAAUUUGGCCUGUUUGCAUUUGGCAAUGCCAAAGUUUGUUUCUUCUAACUGCCAUUUUGACGUGUUCAUUGUCAAAUUCCAACAAAUAAGUAGUUGUAUGCGGAAGUAUAAUGAAUAAAUUUUCUCUGUGAAGAGGUUCUAUACAUUUUGCAUGUUUAAAACAGACUCUAAAAUUAAACCUAGGUAAGGAUGUUUUAGUGCAUCCCUUUAGGGCUGUCAGUAAAUGUUAAAGACUAGGAAAGCUGUAGUAUAUGGAGUGACAAUGUAGUGAUAAUCACAUCACUUUUCUCUGAUUUGAGAAAUAGGACAGCAUUUUCCAUUUCAUUUAUUGCUGAAUUGUGAUCAUCCAUUCAUUUUUGGUCAUUUUAAGAAUUGCUUGGACUGAUGCAUCAUAUAUCGAUAUACCUGUUGCCAGGCCAAGCUGGCUUCAAUCAUGAGGGGUCACCUCACCAAAGACAUCCAUGGAAUUUUAAUAAGCAUGUAUGUUUGUUAUCCAUGGUAAGGUAUUACGUCUUUUUAUACAUAAUGUAUAUUUAUUUACCAUGCAUUUCUUAGCUUUACAUCAGCGUACAUUUAAGGAGCAAGAGGUCAUGGUCUGUCAUUGACUGUGAAAACUGCCCUGUUGGUUUUAUAAAAUCUACAAGUACAUAAGACAAAUUAUGCUGGCACAUUGUUAAUUAUAGGUGUAAUGUAAAUAACAUGUAUGUAAAUGACUCAGUUCACUGACACUGUAAUUAUCUACUGAUUGUGUGCCUGAUACCAAAUGUAUCAUGGACAUUUGUGUGAGUGAAUGUCAACAUUUCUGUGUUGUGGCGUUUUGAAUGAGUGAGUGAUUGAAUCUUCAAAAAAAGAUUGGUGAAAAAAUCUUUAGGAUUGUGAAGAUGGACUCAAGGGUGCAUGGGAUUGAUAGGGGGUGUAUGUUUUCUGAAAUGUGUACAAUAGACUUUAAGUAGGUAAUUUUUGUGCUGUGCAGAACAUUUUUCUUAAAAGUGUAUACCUUGCUUAUGAAAACUGGCUGAGCAACAUGUGUAGUUCAAUUAUAAAGUGCAUCUGUUUCACUUAUAUAUUUGCUUCUGAGAAUAGAUAUUCUAAACAGUACUUGUAAGCAAAUAAAUAUGUCUCAAUUUUUGUUUUGGACUUUACUUAGUACAAAGCUUUCUAUUUUAAAAUAAUAGCUUGUACUAUGUUACAGUGUGAUUUUUUUGCAAAAAAACAACAAACAAACAAAAAUAUAACAGCUCUGAAUUACAUAAACUGUACCAGUUGUCUAAAUAUGCAUAGUCUUGGCCACAUAGGCCCUUUGCGUGAUAGGCGAACUUAAGUACCCCUCAUCAAUGAUCAAUGUUGAAAAAUCAAUUUUUCAGCAUUACGCAGUGAAUUUAUAUGUGGCUUCUAAAACACAAAAAAUUGAUUUUAGAUUCAAUUUUGUAUGCUAGCUUGAUGAAAUUUUGUGCUUGUCAACAUUAUUUUGGGUGCUAGGAACAAGAAUUUUGUGAAGUGACAAAAUCCAAGCAAUACCCCAUAUUUUGCUGCAAAUUUUAAAUAUAAAUCCAGUUUUUAAGAAAAUGUGAGUUAUUGCACCAAUUGCAUUAGUGUGACAUCCAUGUCAUGCGUGUCACGAAAACCUUUAAAACAACUACUGUUGACCAACCCUGGAACAUAUGUCAGCUGCAUCUUAAAAGUGGAAUAGGCACAAUCAAAUGUCUAAACAACAUUGAUUUGACUAAGGAAUGAAACAAUCUACUUUCUUUUAAAAAUGUUUCCAGCAAAUUGCGAAGGUCAUCCAAUCAAUCGGCAUGUACCAUAUAAUACAACUGCCAAACUGCUUAUUUUUUAUAUGAGUUGGUGGAGAAGAGCAGGGAAUUGUAAAUUUUCUAGCUUCGGAAUCAACGCUUGCGUCUGAUUUGUCCCUUUUCUUGAUAAUGAUAAUCAUUUGCUUUAUUGUAUCAGAUCAAUAGGUAAUGAUGUUUUUAACAAUGUGGUCCACAUUCUGGUAAUUUUGUAACCAACCUUAAAUCAACAUAAAUCAUAAAAGUUUAGCUUAGGCAAGGUACUGGCAAGUCAUUGAUGUGUGCAUCUUAUCAUUUAAUUUGCAAACUCUAGAGGAUAGAAGAUUCCACAAAACCAGAAAGUGGCAAAUAAAAUUUGUUUCAGAGUACACCCAUUUCUGCGGGAAAGAUAAUUUUGUAAUCUCCCCAGCAAUAAACGCUUUACAUUCCACAGA
Frankliniella occidentalis (western flower thrips) is the source of this 4483-nucleotide messenger RNA. Its product is annotated as fasciclin-1. NCBI's taxonomy places the organism in Eukaryota, Metazoa, Arthropoda, Insecta, Thysanoptera, Thripidae. Gene Ontology annotation, biological process: cell adhesion; extracellular matrix organization. Gene Ontology annotation, molecular function: cell adhesion molecule binding. The annotation marks the transcript as partial. The record is from RefSeq and is a predicted model, not a curated record. Gene Ontology annotation, cellular component: extracellular matrix. The transcript has 9 exons.